Molecule: messenger RNA, 3136 nt
Organism: Patella vulgata (common limpet)
Lineage: Eukaryota; Metazoa; Mollusca; Gastropoda; Patellidae
Exons: 9
Coding region: 289-1587 (432 amino acids)
Biological process (GO): phosphatidylcholine biosynthetic process
Source: RefSeq, a predicted model, not a curated record
UAGGGAGGAUAAAAUGUGAAAUAGCUAGUGUGACAUUAGGGAGGAUAAAAAGUGAAAUAGCUAAGGGGGGAUAAUAAGUAAAAUGGCUGGUCUGAUAUUAGGGAGGUUAAUAAGUGAUGUGACACACUGUGUAUCGAUCCAGUGUAACACUUGUUUACAAGUUGGGUAUAUAUAGGUCAAUAUAUAGUGUAAACUUGUAUAUCACUAGUGGUCACGGUUGAUAUUCUAUACUACAUACAGGUGAUAUAUAUAUACACAGUUCUCAAGACGGUAAGCUAGGUUGCAGGAAUGGAUGAAUCAAAAGAUCCCGACAGAAACAGAUGUGUGAAGAAUAAUAUUACUAAUGUUAAAACAGCAGAUACGGUGAUAACAUGUAACUCAAAUGGUGUUGAAUCAAAAGAUCCCGACAGAAACAGAUGUGUGAAGAAUAAUAUUACUAAUGUUAAAACAGCAGAUACGGUGAUAACAUGUAACUCAAAUGGUGUUAAAACAACAGAUACGGUGAUAACAUGUAACUCAAAUGGUGUUAAAACAACAGAUACGGUGAUAACAUGUAACUCAAAUGGUGUUAAAACAACAGAUACGGUGAUAACAUGUAACUCAAAUGGUGUUAAAACGGUCUCCAAUAUUCUAAAUAACCAAGUGUAUACGAAUGGUGAUUAUAAGGAAAUCAAAAUCCAGGAUGAAAGAGAUUCGUGUAAAAAGGAAGAAGAGGAACCCAGGAAGAAACGGGAUUCAGAAGUUGGACGAUUUGUAGAGUUAUUAAAGAAGAAAAGUAUACAAGAGAAAUUGGUGUAUGUGAUAUCUCUAACCACUAUAGUUAUACUGGUUCACGGUCUCUUCUCUGUUCAGUGGUUAUUACCAUAUUAUUAUACCAUUACUACACCUAUUCUACUACUCAUCAGAAUUAUCAUAUAUUGGGGUUAUAAAUGGCAAUAUUUUUUGAUAGAUUUCUGUUACUAUGGAAACAUAAUGUGGUAUUCCUUUAUAUGGAUGGCACCACAUCAAGCUGAACUAUUUAUUGUAGUGUUUGCGUUGGCUAAUGGACCCAUGGUGUGGGCGAUGGUAGUAUUCAGGAAUUCUUUAGUUUUACACUGUAUAGAUAAAACUACCUCGGUUUAUAUCCAUCUACUACCCGCUCUACUCUCUUUCGUAAUACGUUGGUAUCCACGGAAGUGUUCAAUAUACUGGUACAGUGAGUUUAUACCCGUCAUAUUAGAAUGGUCAAUGUUGUGGAUUAUAAUCAUUCCUCUAGUCUGUUUCAUUCUUCAUAGCAUGUUAUAUAUAAUUGUUAUAAGUAUAAUGAAACCGUCUGAUGAAUAUUUAACUAGUUAUCGAUACCUCACAGCUAAAACAACCAAAUUAGUUUUUAAAGCUGUCAACAUAUUUGGACCCAGAUGGCGAUUGUUAAUAUAUAAUAUAUUCAACUGGUUGUUUUGUUUGAUAUGCGUUACCAUGACAAUCAUAUGGUAUAACUAUUUUAUCGCUCACUGUGUCUUUCUUGGCGCCAUGUUUUUAAUCGUGUCCUACAAUGGCGCCAGUUUUUAUAUGGACGUGUUCAGUGUCCGAGCAGAAGUAUUUAAAUGAGGAACAAACUAACUAACAAGUUAAAGUUUUACAAAGAAUGAUUCACUGUUUGAAGUUGUUACCAUGACAAAUGACGAACAUGUUAACUGAAGACAAGAACACAAAAGGUUCAAGUUUUAAAAAUGUCUUUCGGUUGGAAGCUGUUUUAAAUCAAGGACUUACUGAUGGAAGCUGUUUAAAAUCAAUGACUUACUGAUAAAGCUGUUUAAACAACGACUUUCUGUUGGAAGUUCUUUGGAAUCAAUGACUUACUGAUAGAAGCUGUUUAAACAACGACUUUCUGUUGAAAGUUGUUAAAAACCUCAAGAACAUACUAUUGAAAGUUGUUACCAUGACAGUGAAUCACGGAUACACCACGCACUGGUUUUAGCCAAAUCUUGUUUAUUAUACCACAGGUCGCCAGACUAACAAUGACGGAUUCAGGUGGGAAGCCUCUAACACCCACCCCACCCACACUAAAUAACUGUAUAAAAAUUACAUUUAUUAGUAUGUUUCUAUGAAAUGUGAACUGUUUGUAUGGCGAUGUUUUAAAUGAUGAAAUUUGAACUGUCUGUAUGGCGAAGUUGUUGAUGAUGAAAUUUGAACUGGUUGUAUGGCGAUGUUGUUGAUGAUGAAAUUUGAACUGUCUGUGUUACGAUGUUGUUGAUGAUGAAAUUUGACAUUAAAUACGACACCCCGAUCUUGGAGUUGGACCUCCAAACCUAAUACCCUGCCUCCGUCACUAACUGGGGUUACCAUGGAAACACCCCCUUUAUUGUGUAACAUAAUUGGUGGACAGUGUAAACCUGAUACUCGAUGUUUUAAGAUAACUUGUUUUAAAGGAGCUAUGGUUGAAUCAAAUCUGUAUUCUAGAGAAGUCAAUUGUUUGACUUAAUUCCCUUAAACCUCUAUGAUUUAGACCAUAAUGAACUUUUGAGUUGGUCUGUUUCGAUGGGGAGCCAAAAAUACAAUGACAAAUGUCUGAUUUGUAAAACAAAUAUUGAUUUUAGUAUAAAAAUAUCGAAAUACGACAACAAAUGAAGAAAUAAGAAUUAAGGACUAUGGAUUAAGAAUUAAGAACAUUGAAUAAAGAGCUGUUUGGUCUUCCAUACAUUAAAAGUUGAAUAAUCAAGUUGAGUGUAAUUUAUCACGCUUCUACGUAAAAGGAGAAGGAUUGACUAGGUCGGAAACGGGCGGUUAUUGGGGUGUGGUGGGUUGGUAUGUUUAGCAAGUAUGUGUUUUUUGAUCCGAUUGUGGCAACGUCGACACCACCACCAUUAUGGAUUCGCUUCUCUGACAGCCCCCUUCCCUCACCAUUUAUGACUUCUGACAACCCCCACUCGUCCAAUAUGGCUCCACUACGCUGGCAGCCCAAAGAAAAAGAGAAGAAAAUUUGGAUAGUUUGACUGCCGAAAACGCGUUGUGGAACCUAGCGUUAAGAUGGUUGUAUUAAGGGCAAGGUAAAGUGACACCAUUUUGUCACAACACCUGAAAAGAUGAAACAUUUAUUUCAAAAACCAGAACAGUGGCCCUUGGAUACAAAAGUCUAAAAUAAAAAACAUUACUCACA